AUGUGCACGGCUUCCUCCCCCGUUUUAGAUCUUCCCCGUUUUUUUAAGUUAACUUGUAAGCAACUAGAAGUUAAAUUUCCCGUUUCCGAUAGCGUUUGGUUUACUUUAGAUCAGUUGUCAAAAGACUUUUCUGUUCUUGAGGAAGAGGCACUUUCUGAGCUGGAUGCACACAAUCGCUUGAAAGUUUUAAACACUUGUAAUAAAGUUUAUCAAGUUUUGCUUGAAAACAAUUAUAUAUCAAAGACCGACCGAAUUCCUCAUUUGUACGCAAGCAGUACUUUUUUCGAGUCUCUUUCUCGAGGCGAGAGCACUCUCUUUAGUGUUUUUGGUGGUCAAGGCGUGCAGGGCCUUAUUGAGGAACUGCGACAAGUAUACACUUAUUACCCGGUGACGCGCUCGUUUAUAGAAGACAUGUGCCAUGUUUUAUUGGCGUGUUCCCGGCAACCUGAAGUUGAGCCGCUUGGUUUUUUUUCGCGGGGAAUGGAUGUUUUCAAAUGGCUUACCGAUCCUCUUAGCCUUCCCUCUGAGGACUAUUUAACUACCUGCUUUGUGAGCGCUCCGCUGAUCGCUCUCGUGCAGCUCGCCAAUUACUACUUGUUCAUCAAACUUUUAAACAUUUCUCCUGGUGAAAUGCUUAAACACACUCUCGGUUUAACUGGUCACAGCCAGGGGCUUGCCUCCGCUGUGGCCGUGGGUUCCUCUGCUACUUUGGAAGAUUUUCACACCAACUCCUUUAGAGUGCUUAAGCUCUUGUUUUGGAUUGGCUUUAGGGGUCGCCAGGUCUACCCGCCUCCCAAAACCCCUCCCGCUUCAUUAGGCAGCGCAUUGCAGCAUCUUUCAGAGCCCACUCCCAUGCUAGCCAUAAUGAACCUUCCUGUGGCCGACGUAGAACGCCGGUUGAGGGAGAUUAAUGCUCAUCUGCCGGAAACUCAUCGAAUAUACCUCUCCUUAAUAAACGGGCCAAUGUCUGUUGUUCUCUCUGGCCAUCCCCAAUUGCUCCACGGGUUCCUUGCCUCUAUUGAAGAGCUUCUUACGGUGGACGAAAGCGGCUUCCACAGAAUGCCCUUCUCUCAGCGUAGGGCUAAGGUUACUGCCAAAUACCUACCCUGCCAGCUUCCUUUCCACUCCCCGUACGUACUACCUGCAGUUCGGCUAGUGGAUCAAGACAUUGAGAGGGAGGGCCUUCAUUGGCCCUCAUCCCUUCUACUGCCAGUAUACAGUACCGAAGAUGGUACCGAUCUGCGUGGCUCAGCGGACUUGUCCAAAGAGCUUGUCCGUCUAAUUUCGGUUUGCCCCGUAAAUUGGCCGAAAGCAACUUCGGUCACGGCGACGCAUAUCUUUGACUUUGGCCCUGGCGGGCUUGCUGGCAUUGGUGCUAUUAUUUCCCGCAGGAAAUAUGGGGAUGGCGCUUGUGUUGUUAUAAUGAGUGCGGAGUCUUCUAUCAAUUCUGAAUUUUUAUCGCGGAAGGAUAUUUUUAGUCUUCGCCAGCUGCCUCUACCCGUAAACUGGAAGCAGGAAUACGCGCCUAAACUCGUAAAACUGGAAAAUGGUGGUGUUCACCAUCUUCACACCAAAAUGAGCCAACUUUUGGGAAAACCGCCCAUCAUGGUAGCAGGAAUGACUCCAACCACAGUGAAUGCACAGUUUGUGGCAGCUUGCACUGAUGCCGGCUACCACGUGGAACUGGCUGGAGGCGGUCACCUCAGCCGUGAGUCGUUAAAAACCGAAAUAGAAGAAGUACUGGAGUCGACUCCUCACGGCACGAUGGUUACGGUAAACAUUUUAUAUUUGAAUAUCAAGCAAUGGAGCUUCCAGUUUCCUUUGGUUUUGCAAAUGAAAAGGGAGAAUUAUCCCAUCGAAGGCAUUUGUAUUGCUGCUGGGGUGCCCAGUCCCGAAAACGCCAGUGAGAUACUCGAGCAGUGCCAGAAAGUGGGACUUAGACACGUGGCCUUCAAACCUGGGACGGCCAGCAGCAUCCGUCAAGUUGUUAAUAUUGCCCUUGCCCACCCGGAAAUGCCGAUUAUGCUUCAGUGGACUGGUGGAAGAGGCGGAGGGCACCACAGCUUCGAAGAUUUCCACCAGCCGAUAUUAAUUACCUAUAAAGAGAUCAGGAAAGCGAAAAAUGUGGUCCUUGUGGCUGGUAGCGGGUUUGGUGACGCUACUGGUUCGUACCCUUACUUAACAGGUGAUUGGAGCAAACGGUACGAGUGCCCUCCCAUGCCUUUUGACGGCGUCCUCUUGGCGUCGCGUGUAAUGGUGGCAAAGGAGGCUAAAACCUCCGCGGCAGUCAAAGAGUAUCUUGCAUACAAGUGCGAAGGUCUUGACUCUGCCGUUGAAAGUGAUUGGGAGAAAUCCUAUAAGGAAGUUGUGGGCGGCAUUACCACGGUUUUAUCGGAACUUGGCGAACCCAUACACAAAGUCGCCACCCGCGCAGUCCUUCUCUGGAAGGAAUUGGACGACACCGUAUUUGCUCUACCUAAGAAGGACCAGCUAAAGAUUCUUUUGGACAAAAAAGAAUAUGUGAUAUCCCGAUUGAAUAAGGACGGACACAAAGUUUACUUCGGCAAGAAAAAGGACGGGAGUGUAGUGGAUGUCGACCAGAUGACCUACUCGGAGGUCAUUCUUAGACUUCUCGAGCUUUUAUACGUCCCGAGUAAACAACGCUGGAUCCAUCCGUCCUACGUCUCUAUAGUGGUCGACAUGAUAUGCAGAACAGCGAAUCGUUUGGGCGGUCAUGUGGACACUGCGCAAGUUUUGGCCCUGCUAAAGAGAAACGAAUAUAACGAAUCCAUAUUACUGCAAAAUGUCUUGGGACUCCUGGCGAACAUUCCAUUGGCGGAUGUGCAAUUAAUAAACCCGCAGGAUGUAGAUUUUUUUCUAGCAUUGGUUAAAAGACGAGGCCAGAAACCAGUUCCCUUCAUUCCGGUAAUUGAUGAAGAUUUCAAGUUUCAUUAUAAAAAGGACAGUUUGUGGCAGUCCGAAAAUCUUGAGUGCGUUUUCGGUGAAGAUGUAGAGCGCGUCUGCAUCUUACAGGGGCCCGUGGCAGCGAGGUAUAGUCGCGUCCCCGACCAACCUGUCAAAGAGAUUCUUGAUGAAAUAUACCAGGGACUCAUUGCAUUGGCUGCUCAAAGCAAGUCAUCCUAUAAGAGUAGUGUUGUCCAACUUCUGGGGGGGACUCCCAUAGCCAAACCGCCUCUUCAGCCCAUAAACCGCACUUUCAAUACUUCUCGCGGUGCUGAUUUUAUUAGCUUCACAUUUCCCGCACGCUCCACCGAAGAUCUACCUCUUGUUGAAUGGCUGAACUUUCUUGCCUUAGAAAUCAAUAGUUGGAGUGGUGCAGCGCACACAUGGUUAAGCGUGCUGCUCUUGAAUCCGGAUAUUGUCAGACAAACGCGCAGAAUUCCCAACUACGUAGCAGAGCUCUUUGCUCCCCGCCCAGAGCUGACAGUCAUUAUUAAGUUUGCUGGUAAUGCCCUGCCUAAGAGCGUAGAGUUGUUUGACGGCCAACUUGGGGCGGCCUGGCGGGAAAAAAGCGCUCCUGUCUUCACUGUCGUCUACGAUGAGAAUGAAGAGGUUAUGCACGUUGUUUUCAAUGAGUUGUGCGAGUGUUAUGGCCCUCUUAUUGGUUCCCCAGCUAAAAGAAGUUCUUCUUUGAAACUACACUUUAAAUAUGCCCCGGUUUGUGGCAAUGCCGUCCUUCAUGAGAUCGUUGCGGGCAAAAACGCGCGUAUCGCUGACUUCUACUCCAUGCUAUGGCUUGGACGACCGUUGUCUGCAGUGCGAGAAAUCUAUAAAGCCGACUUGAGUGAAGAUUACUUUGCUUCAAAAGUCAUGUGCACUUAUCAGAUAACGCAGGAGAAGAUCGACGCCUUUGUUAGGGCUACCGGAGCUUUACCAGAGGCAACCUCCGCGGCGCCCAUCGACUUCGGCUUUGUGGUUGCAUGGGAAGCCUAUACGCUCGCGCUUUUGUCUUUGGAUAUCGAUGCCGAUCUUACUCACAUGCUCCAUUUGUCGGAUUUUUUUAAACGGGAAACUGUGCUUCCAGCGCUUGUUGCUGGCGACACCAUCGAAACUACCGCCGAAAUUUAUAAAGUUCAACAAGGCAUUCACGGCGACAUCACUCUGGACAUUUCCGCUCUUCUUCGGAGCCAACAUCGUAAUAAGAUUGUGCUGCAACUCCGUUCCGAGUUCAUGUACAGAGGAACUGCUGUGUCCGCACACUCUCGUCUGCCAUCAUUUGAAAAGAAGAACGGGCCGGUUUACGAGGUACAGCUGAUCUCCAAGGAGGCUGCAGCAGUUCUGGCGGCUAAACCCUGGGCUCAUUGGGCAGACGGUUAUGAGGUCCAAGCCGGAGACGUGCUGGUCUUCGAGCUGUCCACCGUGCAGCGCGGAGAAGGUAACAAGCGGAGCUACGAAACAACAGGAACAGUGACCCUAAAGACUUUCAUGCAUCCCACAAAAUUGGUUGGUCACGUGGUUUAUAAAGAGGAAAACGUGAUGGUGAAUGCAGUUUUUGGUUAUUUAUCUCGGCAUGGCAGAAACUGUGAAGAGGAAGUCGCCCUUGCGGGUGGCGAGUACUCUCUUUUGGACAACUCCUCCCCUCUUGCAAACCUCGUGGCGCCGGUGGACUGUAGAGGAUACGCGUUGGCAUCUGGCGACACUAACCCCAUUCACGUGAAUCCGUACUUAGCCAGUCUUUCAGACCUCUCCGGUCUGAUUGUUCAUGGUCAUUGGACUUCCACCGCGUGUCGGCACGUGAUAGAGAUGAUAGUCGCCAAUGGGCAAGCAUCCAGGAUCGUUAGUUACGACGUUCAGUUUUUGGGGAUGGUGCUACCCGGGGACCAGCUUAAAGUCAAACUGACCCAUGUGGCCAUGGCAAAUGGCCACAUGGUUAUUCGUUUGGAGGCUGCCAAUCAGAAUGGCGUUCUUGUCCUGCGAGGGGCAGCCGGGGUAGAGCAGCCAACUACAGCUUUUGUUUUCACCGGCCAGGGAGCUCAAAGAAAGGGCAUGGGCAUGGACUUAUACGAGAAGUCGCCGCACGCCAAAAAAGUCUGGGACGCUGCUGAUCGCUACUUUCGCGACCACUAUGGCUUUUCCAUUAUAGAUAUCGUGCGGAAGGAUCCUAAAACUUACCGCGUGCACUUCGGCGGGACGAAGGGAAAUCGGAUUCGGGCGUUGUACAUGUCAUUGACCUGCGACUCUUAUGACGACGAUGGGCAUUUGAAGACUCUUCCACUUUUCCCGAGCAUUACUGAGCACACGCCGUUGUACACUUUCACGCACCCCAUGGGACUUCUGUCAGCGACACAAUUCACGCAGCCCGCCAUGGUCUUGUACGAGCUAGCAGCAUUCGAGGACAUGAAGGCACAUGGCCUUGUUCCCACGGAUGCGUUUUUUGCUGGCCAUAGUCUUGGCGAGUUUGCUGCUCUGGCAGCCUUUGGGAAUUUUUUCCCCUACGACUCGCUGAUGGACGUUGUGUUUUAUAGAGGCAUGACCAUGCGCUCUUCUGUUAAGAGAGAUUCGGAUGGUUUCUCUAAAUUCGGAAUGUUGGCAGUCAAUCCCAGUCUUGUUGGCUCCUUUUUUAAUAAAAAUCGUCUGAGUUAUGUUUGCGGCAUCAUUUCGGAGGCUUCGGGGUUUCUCUUAGAUAUUGUGAAUCACAAUGUUGAGAACUGGCAGUACGUCGUGGCAGGCCACACGGCAGCGCUGGCCACUCUUACUAACGUCUUAAAUCAUCUCAAGCGAAACUGCUUGUGUGUGGCGGAGGUCCCCACCGAUUCGCUGCUGCAUGAACUUGUCGCCACUCACCUGACUGCCAUACGUAGCCUGCCUGGUCGGACACCGCUGGAACGAGGAGUGGCCACCAUCCCGCUAGCUGGGUUGGACGUUCCCUUCCACUCACGCUUUCUGUUGAAUGGGGUCGGUUCCUUUCGGUCGUGUUUGAAGUUGCAUCUUCGAGAGGAGGUCAACUUUGACCUUCUGCUCGGCCGAUAUGUGCCCAACUUAGUCGCUCUGCCUUUUGAAUUGACCACUUCAUUCCUUGAAGCAGUCUUGAAGGCCACCGGCAACAACCCAGAGCUGGCCACUGCUAGAGCACUUAUGCAGAGCGGACGUAUGUCAACGGCUGACAGACAGCGCGUGGGUUAUUGCAUGUUGGUCGAACUUCUGGCCUAUCAGUUCGCUUCUCCGGUGCAGUGGAUAAAAACUCAGGACUUUUUUUUUGGCGUUAAAAACAUUGAGCGCUUCAUUGAGGUUGGACCUGACCCGGUGCUUUCGGGAAUGGCUAGAAGAACAAUAAACUUAAAGUACGUCGAAGGGGACAAAGUGGCGUUGAGGAAGAGAGCCGUCUUGUCCGUGGAGAAAGAUGCCCAUCUCAUCUAUUACAACUUUGCGCCUGCCCCUACAGAUGAAGGCAUCGCCACUGAGAAGAUGGACCCCCCCCUCCCAACCAAAAAGCCCUCUCUACCACUCCAGCCUGCUCCGCCUAUUUCUUCGCCCGCACUUCCAUUAGCGCUGAGUACUCUCCUCAAGACGUUGGUCGCUGCAAAAAUUAAAAGGCGGCCGGAGGACAUCGAUAUGAGCAGUUCCAUCAAAAGUCUCUCCGGCGGGAACAGCACCGUCCAGAACGAGAUUUUGGGUGACCUGAGCGCAGAACUUUCUUUGUCCACUCCUAUUGAAGGUCUGGAAGAUAUACCACUUAGCGAGCUCGACACACGACUGGCCGGCUCAUUUUCGGGAACUUUCGGGAAGAUUUUGAAAAAUAGAGUUUCCCGGCUUUUUUCAUUAAAAUUUCCCGCUGGCCUUUCCGUGCAAAAAAUGUAUGACUAUCUUAGCGUGGAGUACGGCUUGCGGGAAAGCUGCGCCGAUAAUCUCGUGGUUCAGAUUUUGUGGUCCGAACCCAGCGCCCGCUUAAAAGAUGAUACUGCUGCUUACCAGCUUAUUGAUGACUGCGCUUUAAAACUUGGGCUACGCAAGCGUGUGGUCCUAGAAGGUCAAGCGCCAACUACUGUUCUUGGGACUCCCUCUUCGUUUGUGUCCCCACUUGAAGCUGCUUCUAUACCGGACUCUGAAGUCUCGCCAUUGGAGUGCAUCCGAACACUGGUCGCCUUGAAACUUAGGAAAAAGCUCAACGAAGUAUCGCCUUCCAGCACAAUCCAGAUGAUGUCUGGUGGCCGCUCGGCCCUUCAGAACGAACUUCUCAGCGACAUUGAGGCAGAAUUUGGCCGCUCCUUCCGGGAUUCCAGCGACCUGGAAAGCGUGCCGCUUGCGAUCCUUGCUAAGAGCGUAGAGAACUACAAACCCUUCGGGCGUAAGCUCAAGUUGCUUUUCGAGCGUCUUUUUACUUCCAAGUUUCCCGCUGGUCAUAAUAUGAGCUCUACGAGGGCUCUUCUAUCCGAAAAGUACGGCUUCGGGCCCGGAAUGACCAACCAACUCCUGCUGUUCGCGCUAACUUUAGAGCCUACUGAGAGGCUCGUUACUAGUUUGGACGUAGCUAAUUGGCUAGACGCGACUGUGAAAACGUACUCAUCUGUUUAUAAUGUUACGAUUCCCGUUGCUCCGUUUGCGCCACACAUCGCGCCUGCUGACUUGCGUACGCCAAACGGAUACCGUGAGGACGCAAAAAGCCAUCGCGCCAUUUGGGAAGACCAUAUGGCCGCCAUUCAACGGUUUUUUGGCCGAACGGGAAGAGAACAUUAUAAAAUAAUCAAUACGCUUCAAGAAGAGCUCAACAAAUUGGCAGACGAACGGGCCGCUCUCGAUAUGGAACACGGCAGAGCUUAUAUUGAAGGGAUCCAAGGGCUUUUCAGUAAGGAAAAAAUAAGAAGAUACGACAGCUAUUGGAACUGGGCUCGGCAGGAGUUCUAUGAGCUUCAGAACGAAUGCGUGCGUUUGAGCAAAGCUAUACCUCCUGAAAGCUCCUUAAACAUUCAAGAAAAAAAUGCAUCCAUUUUGCUUGUGUGGAACAAAAUUAGCAGAUGCAGGUUGACUCCAGCUCUUCUGAAAGACCUUGCCAGAUUCUUGAAGACCAAUGCCGGCCAGUGGUUUUGUCAGCACGUGCUUUCGCAGGAUCCCAGUUUAGUUCUCCAGCAAGCAGCUGCAAGCGCCAAGCAGCCGGUUCUCAAAGUGGCAGUGACCUCGCUGAAGCCGCAGACUCUCUUUAACUAUAAAGGAAAACCCGUAUACUCGGAGGCCCCUCGCUCGCUGGAUUUUUGUGAUGAAAUCCGUCUGCCUUUCAAUUCUGGAGGGUUCCUUUGUGCAUCUGAGGAGGCCGCUCCCCUCCUGAACUUGCAAGAACAAGGCCCAUGUGGGUGGCGCUACGACAAAGACUUGACUAGUGCGGCCUUCACUUCCAUGACGAGCCUUAAUAGUUAUGGACUCUGCUUGAGAGACAAAGUCGUCCUUGUAACUGGUUGUGGAAAAGGUUCCAUCGGCGAUGCUCUGCUCGAUGCUCUGCUUGAAGCAGGCGGGAAUGUCAUUGUGACCACAAGCUCCUAUAGCCAGCCAACCACGGACAGGUUCCGCCACAAGUACGAACGGCAUGGAGGGCAGGGAAGCUCUUUGACGCUGCUCCCGUUUAACCAAGCCUCCCUACAGGACGUGAAGAGUCUUGUUGCGUUCAUCUACGACGAAUUAGAUGCCGACCCGGACUUUGUGUUCCCCUUCGCAGCUAUUCCCGAGUAUGGGCGGUCCAUCGAUAAUAUUGAUGAUAAAUCCGAGUUGGCUCAUCGAGUCAUGUUAACUAACACGCUUCGUCUUCUUGGUGAAAUUAAAAUAAAGAAAUGUCAGAGGGGCAUGGAUUCCCAUCCGUCUACCGUCUUUCUUCCUUUGUCUCCUAACCAUGGCAUUUUCGGCUUUGAUGGUCUUUAUUCGGAGUCGAAGCUCGGCCUUGAAAGCGUGCUGAGAAAAUGGAGGACAGAGGAUUGGGCUCAGUACUUUGCACUUGUCGGCGCUUGCAUUGGCUGGACUAGAGGCACCACGUUGACGCAAAGCAACAAUAUUGUCUCUGAGGGAGUCGAGUCCCUUGGAGCUCGCACUUUUUCGACACAAGAGAUUGUGUUGUCCCUGCUGUCGCUGAUGAACGAGGACUUAGUGACCAGAGUAUCUCGCUCUCCCGUUUUGGCGGACAUCUCCGGCGGAAUACUUCGAGUUCCUGAUUUUGACCUUAAAAUGAAGCAAAUUCGGCGGCAUAUCGCAGAACAGUCAUCCAUAUUAUCAGCGCUGCACAGGGAGAAGGAAAAAGAAAAAAAUGGGGUUAUGACCAAUACUGAGGAACUUUUAGAGACCACAACCAAUAGACUGGCUAAUAUAAAAAUUGAAUUUCCACGCUUGCUCGACUGGGAAAGCCUGCAGAACGAAUUUGCAACUCCAAAUUUUACUUUGGACUUGGACAGUGUUGUGGUUGUGACGGGUUAUGGCGAAGUGGGACCCUGGGGAAGCUCGCGUACACGUUGGGACAUGGAGGCUUUUGGCGAGUUUUCUCUGGAAGGCUGCGUUGAAAUGGCGUGGAUGAUGGGCUUUAUUAAAUACCACAAUGGCCUGCUUGAGGGCAAAGACUACUCUGGUUGGGUAGACACUGAAAAAAAUACUCCCGUUGGCGAUUACGAGGUUAAGGAGAAGUUUGAGGACAGAAUUCUCUCCCAUGCAGGGAUUCGGUUGAUCGAGCCUGAGCUCUUCGAAGGGUACAACCCUGAACGCAAACAGUUUAUCCAGCAGAUUGUCAUUGAGCGGGAACUUGGCCCUGUAGACUGCUCAAAAGAGGAGGCCGAGCAGUAUUUACUUGAACAUGGCGAGAAAGUCGAUAUCUUUCUGAAUCAGGAGGGUAGCUGGUCGGUAGUUUUCAAGAAGGGUUGCCAGCUUUACAUCCCCAAAGCACUCCGAUUCGACAGAGUGGUGGCAGGCCAGAUCCCGACGGGUUGGGACGCCCGGCGUUACGGUGUGCCGUCCGACCUUGUCGAUCGAUUCGAUCCUGUGACUCUGUACAACUUGGUUUCUACGGUUGAAGCUCUCGUGUGCAGCGGAAUUACUGACCCGUACGAACUUUACGAAUACGUGCACGUCUCCGAAGUCGGCAAUGUGACGGGCAGCAGCGUGGGCGGAGUUAAGUCCAGUGUGCGGGUUUAUAAGGAGAGGUGCAUGGAUCCUCUUUCGAUCCAAAGCGAUAUUUUACAAGAAACAUUUGUUAAUUCAUUGGCAGCAUGGGUCAACAUGUUACUCCUGAGCUCUUCUGGCCCUAUCAAGGCUCCUGUCGGUGCAUGCGCCACCUCCGUCGUAUCCCUUGAAGUGGGCGUGGAGACCAUUUUAACUAAGAAGGCUAAAGUAGUCAUUGUGGGCGGAUGCGAUGACUUUCAGGAGUCUGGGUCCUACGAAUUCGCACAAAUGCGAGCCUCAAGUAGCAGUACUGAGGAAUUUAAAAUGGGUAGGACGCCACGUGAGAUGUCGAGGCCAGCCACUAGCUCUCGCGCCGGUUUUAUGGAAGCACAAGGCGCUGGAAAUCAAAUUUUAGUGUCCGCAUCUCUUGCCAUAAAAAUGGGAUUACCCAUUUACGGCAUUAUAGCUCACGUGUGCACAGCAACGGAUAAGGAGGGCCGCUCCCUACCUGCCCCCGGCCAGGGAAUUUUAACGACUGCACGGGAGAUCACCUCGCCAACUUCCCUCGAGCCGAUGCUUCUGAACUUUGCCUACCGCCAGCAGCAGAUACAGGCUCAAAGCGCGAUCAUCGACAAACAACUUCACGAGGCGAUACAGAAAGCAAAGGAAGUUUGUAAAUCGGAUACACUAUCGUAUGAUCUGCACGUAAAUGAGUUACGUAGCGACUCGCAGAGAAAACUGAAGGCCUUGAUUCGCUACUACGGCCACGAAUUUUACCAUAAAGAUCCUCGCAUAUCGCCCUUAAAAGGCGCACUGAGUGUUUACAAUCUGACUGUGGACGAUAUUGGCGUUGUUUCCUUUCAUGGGACAGGCACUAAAGCGAACGACCUCAAUGAGUCUCAAAUUCUGCAAACCAAAAUGGCCCACCUUGGCAGGGAACCCGGCCACGUCUGCCCCGGCGUUUUUCAGAAGUACUUGACUGGCCAUCCCAAGGCUGCUGCGGGUUCCUUCAUGUUGAAUGGUAUUCUGCAAAUCCUGCAAUACAAUAUUAUUCCGGGAAACCGGAAUGCCGACAAUAUUGAUGCUGCUUUUGAAAAUUUUGAUUAUAUACUGUACCCCUCCCGCACACUCUAUCCUGCGCAUAAGAUAAGGGCUGCGCUACUGCAAUGCUUUGGAUUCGGGCAAGUUGGUGGGGAGUCUCUCGUGAUCCAUCCUGAUUACGUCUUGGGAAGUCUGUCUAAAGAGGCCUACGAGGCUUAUCGCUCAAAGAGAAACCAACGUGAAGGACGCGCAUACAAAUAUAUAAACGAUGCUCUCGCGCUCAAGAUCCCCUUUGUGCCUGUAAAGACAGAGCCGCCUUACGAUAAGAAAACGGAAAAGGCCGUUUAUUUGAACCCUCUUCUCCGGGCGAGCUACUCUAAAGAGAAGCGCACGUGGAUCUUUACAGAUGACACGAGUACGGUCGUGGAAAUGCCCGAUACCGAUUUAAAAAUACAGCACAUGACUUCGUUAAAAGUCCGACAACAACUGCUAGAGAGUCUUGCGGAGGGAACCCAGUUGUUUAACGACAAUCGCUUCAAUGCGGCGUUGCCCAGAGGGGUCGGCUUGGAUAUCGAACCUUUAACUUCGUUAAACAUCGAAAAUGCAUUUUUCCUGGAAAGGAACUUUACUGCGCAGGAAAUUGCCUACUGCGGCUCUCAGCCCGAUCCCCACUCAAGCUUUACCGGUCGCUGGUGCGCCAAAGAAGCCGUUGUUAAAGCCGUCAGCAACUUCGAUGUCCAAGCGAAAAACAUCUGGCAGAGCGCGGGGGCUCCCUUGAAGCAAAUAGAAAUACUCCCCGGCCCCUCUGGAAGUCCCUACGUCGUCUGCCACGAGGAAGCGAAGCGCAUUGUAGAGCAGGCGGGCAUCAAGCACUUGCGCGUUUCCAUAAGCCAUUCCGGCGAGUACGCCGCCAGCAUUGCGGUGGUAGAGUGAACUAACCGCAGCAGGGUUCCACUUUAUUAAUAAAAAAUGUACUACUA
Molecule: messenger RNA, 12107 nt
Organism: Zophobas morio
Lineage: Eukaryota; Metazoa; Arthropoda; Insecta; Coleoptera; Tenebrionidae
Exons: 86
Coding region: 1-12060 (4019 amino acids)
Biological process (GO): fatty acid biosynthetic process
Cellular component (GO): fatty acid synthase complex
Molecular function (GO): fatty acid synthase activity; 3-oxoacyl-[acyl-carrier-protein] synthase activity; enoyl-[acyl-carrier-protein] reductase (NADH) activity
Source: RefSeq, a predicted model, not a curated record